AUGGCAGUUCCAACCGCUAGACCCGAGAGUUUCUCUUUCGAUGAGGCCAAGAUUACGGCUGCUGAAUCGCCUGAAAAGAAGGAAGUAGUUCUCUUCCUCUGGUUGUCUGCAUUAGAACGGGAUUUACGAACUAGUAAUCGAGAUGGCAUCAAACCAUUUCAGGCCACCAUUGAAAAAUUACUCUUGAAAUAUAUCUGCUCUACAAAUCCAAAACCCUCGGGGCCUAUCCGACAAUCUAUGGCUCGAUGUUUUGUUACUCUCUUCACCAAUGGAGACUCGAGAACUGUCUUUGAUACUCUGACUGCACUACAGGCUGUCCUGGCAAAGAAAACUGAAGACCCAGCUGUUAGAUUGGCCGUCAUACAUUGUGUUGGAGUCAUCUCUGAAAGCCAUGGUCAUCGUGUCUUGUCUUUGUUUGCAGAAACAUUGACAAGUUUGACCAAACUCCUGAAAAAUGCCAAAGAACCUGAUGCAAGUUCCCGUGUCGCUUCAAGAAUACCUCUGAGAUAUGCAUGCCUCAUGGCAAUGGCACGAUCGCUAAGGGGUUGCGGACGCGGUGCCAACGAUACAUUAUUAAAGGACGUCAAUAAAUAUGCUAAAGCUGGUCUUACGGACAAGUACAUUAUCAUUCGUGGAGCUUCUGCUGAGGUCUUUCAAUCGAUAUACAGAUACGCAACUACCACACCGCCACUCAAAUAUGAAGAAUAUGAAGUAUUGAUGAACCAAUACUCAAAGUCGUUGGAAGGAACUUCUAGUUCCGUUAGGCGAUUAAUUGCCUCCACCAUAUCAUCAAUACUGGUAUCAUCGCAGAGCAAACCACCUCUCUCGAAAGCACCAUCGAAAAAAUUACCAACAAAGGUCUCAUCCCCAACCGAUGCAACACAAACCAAUCUGGCCGAUAAAUCGAUUCUUUCAAUUGAAGAAGUCGCAGCCCUCAUCACAGCCCAACUAGUAAAAGCGUCAGCUCGUGAGGUCAAGGUUGGUAUAAUAGAAGCUUAUGCUGCCACGUUGCACGAAUUAGGCUUCACUUUUGUGGAAAAUAAUUAUGGUGUCUUGGUUAAGCAUAUUCUAGACUUGAGUGCCAAUCCCAAACUAGCAGCAUCACGAACAGAUUCCAUAUUCAUGAGGCAAAUAUGUGAAUUCAUGCUUAGAGACGUGAUAGGAAAGAUGCUCAGUGAGACGGGACAAGUGAAUGCUGUCAAGGAAUUGUCCUUCAUGUAUUUGAAGAAAUGGCCAGCAAUCAUGCCUACAGAUGUAGAGCCUCAUAGACAAUCCCUAAUAUGUGUAUUAAACGAGGUGGCAGCAUUGUUGUUGGAUUUGGGCUCGGCAGCUACUGCUGUGCAAGAUUUUGUCGUAGACCCUCUCACAGCCCUCAUCAAUCAUCCUUCGGCAUCUGUAAAUGUAGCUCUUUCAUGGUGUCUUCGAUGUCUUGGACAUGCUAUACCUACUCAAUUGCCAAGGCUGAUGCAUAAAUUAGGUGGCCUGGUUCAACGUGAAAUACCAGUCUUGACGUCAGAACGACCAGAACUCAUAGAUCGAUGGGUGGGAUGGGCCAACUGUCUAGCCGGUGUUAUUGGUGUGGUAUCAUCACGCAGUUUAUAUGUCUCGUUUGAUAUGGCUGCCAAAAUAUUCGUCGUCUCGACGCAGCUACUUAAAGCAGUCGUCAAUCAAAAGGAGGUCAAAGACUGGAAGCUAGUCACUGCUCAGUCUCAAGUUGCAUGGACACUGAUUGGAUCACUCAUGACUUUGGGUCCCAACUUUGUCAAGGUGCACUUGUCGCAACUCUUGUUGAUUUGGAAGGCCAUAUUCUCCAAAGUCACUGGUAAAGAAGCUCCUGUAAUCCGGACUGAAGCCGAGUGGACUUAUCUUUUAUCAAGUCGAGACCAUGCUCUAGCUGCCCUGCACUCCUUUUUACUAUUUAAUCGAAAGGAGCUAACAUCAACGGAUGUCUCGAAACGUCUAGUAGUGUGUCUGAAUACUGUGGUUGGGUGGUUGAGUACAUUGCCGCCAACGUAUCCUAACGCCCUAGCUACUCCAAUCACUGGUAGUGCUAGUCCUCAAGCAGCCAGUAACUCUAAAUUAUUAGAUCGUGAACAUACAGUACGGCGACGGGUGUUUGAGUGUUUUACACUGCUUCCACCAUCAACAUACGAGACGGCAUUCUCUGUUCUCAUAAAAGCGACACAAGAUGUGUUUGCUCGUGAGCCUGAGAAGCUUGCAUCCUUGCCACCUAAUGGUGCUUCACCACCAGUCGAUAAGGGUGGUAAUAUUGCUAUAGAUACUACAUGUCUGACAUCGCUAGUACGUGGUCUAGUGAUAAAUGUAUCUGCAGACUCGGGUGCUGAGGACCGAGGUUGGACUAGAGCUGUUAUGAAGGACACUGAUGUGCAAAACCUUGAAUCAGCAUUAGAGAACCCACACCCACAUGCUACUGAAUACGACCCACACUGCGUAUAUCUAUAUCAACCACCACAACACAUCUCAUCGUCAGCCAACCAGCAGCAACACUCUGCAACGUAUGAAGUUAGGUUCGUACGUCCAUCACCAGUAGCUCCAUCGAUUGCCGUCGUAGAUGCAGCCGUAGAACUCUUUGCCCUUGUAUUUCCACUUGAAAGUGCAACUACGCAAGAAGGAGUGCUGGAGCAAUUCAUCAGGACUUCGAAAUAUACUGGUGCCAAGAUGCUUCCUGGUAAAAAAUUGGCUACGCAGCUUAAUAUUCUAGUCAGUGUAAUUGGAGCACUGAAACGAAUCAUGGUGAAACAAGGCUCUUUUGCAAGUGGGAGGUCUGCUGUAGCUAUUCGUGAUCUGACUGAUGAGGCUUUGACGAGCUCUGAGCCAGCAAUUCGUAGUGCUGGUAGUGAAGUCCUUGGUAGAUUAGCACGAACAGUGGGAACGGCCAUCUUUAUAAAUCCAUUGAUUCAAGGCCUUGUAGACCAGGUCGUCAACAAUCGAGAUCCUGUAGCACGAUCUGGCUAUGCUCUGGCUCUUGGAUAUAUCAACUCCUACGUCGGAGGCAUGGCAGCUGCAUCACAUAUAAAAACUAUUGUUGGUAUAUUGCAUUCCCUAGCAUCAGAUCCACAUCCUCUAGUCCAUACAUGGGCAUUGCAUGCUCUUUGGCUCACGGUAGAAAGUAGUGGACUCAUGUAUGAACCUUAUGUGAAUUCUACCUUGUUGACGGUAGCCAAACUCUUCAUGUCUGAUACGCAUGAAGUGACUAAUUUAGCUGCAAAUCAGCCAAACGGAGAUACGAAUGCAGAUGUAUAUCCGACAUUUGGUAGAAUAUUGCAUGCUUUAGUAGGUGUUGUUGGUCCGGAGUUGCAAGAUGGGAAACGUGUACGAGAGCUUUGCUUUGGAUUGUAUGAAGCUUUACGAAACGAUUCUGAUCCAUUUGUGGUUGUUGAAGCCAUCAAAUGUGUGCAACACUUUAUUCUCUUUGCUCCCAAACACGUUGAUAUUGGUAGUCUCGUGCCCUUCCUGCAAGUGCAGAUGACGGGUGAUUAUCGAUCUCAUGGUGCAUUGAUGCGUAAAGCAUCCGUCACCUGCUUAUACCAGCUAGUACAACGUAAUCCUGAAUCAGUACUGGUUGCAGCUGUAAAUAAUCAAUUAGAAGAGCAACUCUUUGCUCUACUGGAUACUGAAAUGGAUGGUACAGUGCGAGACGAGAUUCGAGAUAUAUUAAUGGGUCUCCUACGUCAUGUGGCUCCUACUCAGCCAACGCGAUGGUUGGAGUUAUGUAAAGGUAUAUUAUCUAAAUCAACAAGCGCCUCUUCGGCAGCACCUGCAUCUGGUGGAAAUCAAGCUGCACCAACAACGGCUGCUCCUGAUGCCGAACGUGAUUAUGACGAUGAAGAUGGAUUUGGCGUGAGUCCUCGUGGAAGCGGAACAGCUACACCAACUGUAUCUGCUCCACAAGCCAAUCCAGGUCUAGCAGGAUCAUUUGCUGCCGUAGCUUUGAAACUACUAGUCGCUCUACUACCACGAUGGAGGACUCAGAUGUUUGCUUUGGCUUGCUUGCGUCAGAUUAUGACCGCAGCUAAAUCUACUGGUGUCAAGGCUCACUUUGAUUUGGAGGCAGCUCGAACCGCUGCCUUUUCUGUUGGUGCCAAUAGGGCAGAUUAUCUUGUAACCAAGUUGCUUGAUUUGGUCAAGAUGGCUUUUAGUGCAUCUACUGGAAUGGUGGACGCUUUGAGAUUGGAAGGAUUGCUGGUUUUGCAAGAUAUCUUAGAGAAAUUCGCUGAGACUGUUGAUCCAGAUUAUGAAGACCAUGCUCUCUUAGAGCAAUACCAGGCUCAAAUAAGUGCUGCUUUGGCACCUAACUUUGCACCUGAAACAUCUCCAGAAGUGAUGAGUGCUGCUUGUCGUGUCUGUGCUGUAUAUAUUGGAAGUGGCAUCAACAAGUCAUUCUCGGCACUUGGACGUGUCUUGAAAGUUUGGGCUGGGACUCUUGAUCGUUGCAAAGAAACGAAUGACUUGGAUGGUGAUACUGCUAGUCCACAUACUGCACUCAUGCUCAGAUUGGCUAUAUUGACUGCAUGGGCUGAUUUGCAGAUUGCAUCAUCCAAGCACUAUUAUCUGACGGAAAUCGUUGGACCGAAUCUUCCUGUUUUGGUCCCACUAUGGAUGUCGGUGUUACGUGAUCAUGCCAAAAUCAAGUUAGAGACUGACAUGGUCAGUCCCUUAGCUGCAGCUGCUACUCCAGAUUCUGGAUCUAGCCUUUAUAUGUACACGUCGUCGACUCUUGAUGUGGUUUUGCCGUACUAUCUGAAAUCAUGGCACGUUAUUAUGCGGGCAUUCACGUCAUUGAUUGAUGUACGAGAUGAUUUGAUUGUGGCUGCUGUAAGGAAAUCUGAUCGAGCUGAAUCCGAUGGACCAUCAAACACAUACUUUGUCUUGUACGGAUUAUGUGUGGAAGCCAUUGCGAAUACUGGACUUAAAGGAGGUGCAACACAAGAAUCGAAUCAAAUCAUGGAGUCUUGUUUGGGCAGUAUUGGUCAAUUAUUCAAACCCAAGAUUGCUGGGAACAAGUUCCUCACCAAGGGUGUAUUUGUAGAGACUUUGAGUAUCUUUGACCGAAUUCUACAAACAGAAGAAGUUCCCAUUCAAUUGUCAGUGCUCACUAUCGUGCAGAGAAUGGUUGCUGAUUAUGGAGAUGCUUAUUUCUUGGACGAUUCUGAGGUCUAUGUGACAGGAAACGAUACAGACUUCCUCACUGGCAAUGUAGUCGAUCCUGGACCUCUUUCGAAUACAUCAAGGCUCUAUGUGACAGUCAGGCUAUUAUUCAAUGUGUUUAUGUACCAUGUUCCGUCAGUUUCCAAUAAUCCCACUGCAACUUUGAAUGCAUACAGAAAAGUCACAUCUGAAACGGCCACGUUGAUGGCCACUGCACUGGAAACUCUUACUGCAUUGGCUUGCUCUUAUGGAUUGUCUUCUGUGCAUAAGGCGGAGCUUAUGCCAGUCCUUUUCUACAUAUAUCUGGCCUUGUUGGACUCUGAAAAGUUCAGUUCCGAUGUUGGUCCAAGAGUACUGGUAUGCUUGAAAGCAUGCAUGGAGAACAUUCAUGGUUGCAUCAUCGCUCCUGAAGAACCUGUUGUGUCGGGAGUGCUUCAAGCUGCGUUGUCGACUCUUCUGGACACGGUUACGAUGGAAUUGGAAAGCUGUGCCGAAUUAACGGAUCCUUUUGAUCCAGCCAUGACCAAGAAUUGCUUGCUGGCUAUAACUUUAAUCACAACCACAUCUCCUAAACUGUCUCAUCAUCCCGAAAAUCAGGAACGUCUAGUAGAAAUCCUGAGGCGUCUCCUCAAUAAUAGUCCCGUCGAAUCGUUAUCAUUCGUGGCUCUGCAAUGUACAAAAUCACUUCUUGCACUUAUGGCAAGACCAGAGCCAGAAAGUGUGGCUAUUGGCUCAAUGUUUAGUAGGCUCAUACUUCCAGAUGUGGUAGCAUUUGCCUACUCGACUGGUACUGUGGUCUGUAACUCCAUUGUCAGUCCGUCGCCUUCUCGAGUAUCAUUACUAGAUGAUGCAGUGAAGUGUGUCUUGGUAUUGUAUGCUAUUACUGAUGACCGUAAAAAAACAGCAUUACUACCAAUCAUUGUACCUUUACUGGUAUCUCAAGUAGCCAACAUACCAGAAAAUUCACCUUCGACAUUUGCAAAUCCAGCAGCAGCAAAUCUACAUGCAUUUGCAGUCCAACACUUGCUAAACUUGGCUGGACAACAACCAGCUGGGUUUAGAUCAUGCAUUGCUGCUCUACCUGAAGAUCGACGUAUAAAAUUAGAACGAGCAUUUAGACAAAACUUGUCUAGAUCGCAAACUACAGACUCGUCGUCGAGAAUCUCAAUUUCGUCUACUGUAGCAGCUGCACCGAUUAGAUCAUCGACAAGCUCCCCUGAGCCUCAAACAACACCAAAGAUUCAAUUGAAAGCUUCAUUUGGUAAUUUUUCAUAG
Messenger RNA from Synchytrium microbalum, 6444 nucleotides. RefSeq lists its product as uncharacterized. Gene Ontology annotation, biological process: intracellular protein localization; retrograde transport, endosome to Golgi; endocytosis. Gene Ontology annotation, cellular component: membrane; endocytic vesicle; Golgi apparatus. Lineage: Eukaryota; Fungi; Chytridiomycota; Chytridiomycetes; Synchytriales; Synchytriaceae. Bases 1 to 6444 code for a protein of 2147 amino acids. The transcript is spliced from 19 exons. The record is from RefSeq and is a predicted model, not a curated record.